Messenger RNA from Linum trigynum, 1470 nucleotides. NCBI's taxonomy places the organism in Eukaryota, Viridiplantae, Streptophyta, Magnoliopsida, Malpighiales, Linaceae. The record is from the annotation of a GenBank genome assembly.
AUGAAGCGUGAAGACGUACCGAAAUCUCCCCAAGGCGAUUCGAUUCCGGCUUCUCCGCUGAUGGAAUUCUGCGAGGAGUUCUCGCAGUCGUUCGAAUUCAAGGCGGAGACAGUCUCCGAUGAGUCAUCGCCGGCGGCGGCGGUCGGUGGAGUUCGUCCUCCUUCUCUUCCUCAGCCGCUGGCGAUUCUUCACGAGACGCCCAUCCCGCCGUUUCUGUCGAAGACGUUCGACCUGGUGGACGACCGAGCUCUGGACGCCGUGAUCUCGUGGGGAGCCGACGGGGUGAGCUUCGUGGUUUGGGAUCCGAUCGAAUUCUCCAGAACCGUGCUUCCUCGCAACUUCAAGCACAACAAUUUCUCCAGUUUUGUUCGCCAGCUCAAUACUUAUGGAUUCCGCAAGAUAGAUGCUGACAAAUGGGAGUUCGCAAACGAAGGCUUUCAACAAGGUCAAAGGCACCUUCUUCGAAACAUCCAGCGGCGGAAGUCACCACAAUCGUCAUCAUCUCAGCAAAGCAGUGGCCAUGUUGUUGGGUCCUCUGGGGAAGCAGCUGGGAAGUCUGGGCUGGAGAGUGAGGUGGAGAUGCUGAGGAAGGAGAGAGGAGCAAUGAUGCAGGAAGUUGUAGAACUUCAGCAGCAGCAAAGAGGAUCUAUUCAGCAUAUGGAGACCGUCAACAAGAGGAUUAAUGUAGCUGAGCAGAGACAAAAACAGAUGCUUUCCUUCCUGGCAAAGCUGUUCAGAAAUCCAGGAUUCCUCGACAGACUGAAGGAAAGCAAGGAGGAACGACAACGAGGCAUCAUAGGAGAAGGAUCAAAGAGGAAGAAGAAGUUCCUUAGACAAAGUCAAGGUGAAGCGAGUGGAAGUUCUACACCUAUUCAAGGGAAGAUGAUAAAGCACAAGUCUGAGUUGUUUCCUAUGGAGGAUGAGCUAUCACCCGACAUAAUCUUGCAAAACAUGGCAGAAGGAGGUGCAGACAGAGAAGGUUUUCCAUUUGAACUCAGCUCUUUCGUAUCAACAGAUGAUUUGGCUGCUGCAGGGCAAGAUUUCAUAAGCCCCACAGAGGAGAUUGAGGAUCCAUGUUAUAAAGGGAAGAAUGUGGUGAUGGAUCCACAGCAAGAACUAGGUCCUGAAUAUUUUGUCUCCUACCCUGACGAUUUGGAAUUGGGAGUGCAGCAGGAGGACUUGACACUUCCUGCAGUCUCAAGUCCAGGUUUCGAAAGCAUGGUCAAACAAGAGGUUGAUGUAUGGAGCAUGGGAUUCGACACUCAUCCGAUCAUGGCUAACAGUACAGGGAACGAGCUGUGGGAGUUUGGAGUUACAGGUGGGUUCUCUGACAUCUGGGAUUUAGGAUCUACACAAGCAGCAGAAGGAAGUUCAAGUGUCGACAAGCAGCUGCAGGCUGAUGGGAGCUUAUUACUCGAUGAGCCUGAAUCUGAUAUUCGUGCUGCCCAGCCGGAGGAUGCUGGUAGUUAA